Messenger RNA from Ilex paraguariensis (yerba mate), 753 nucleotides. Lineage: Eukaryota; Viridiplantae; Streptophyta; Magnoliopsida; Aquifoliales; Aquifoliaceae. The record is from the annotation of a GenBank genome assembly.
AUGCGGAGGAUGAUUUGUCUUCAUUGUUUCAUUUGGGUUGGUGGAAAAUGUCAUGUGAAAUUGAUUCGUUUCAAAAGAUUGAAAACCCAUAAAGAGACAAAGCGGCUGGUCACAGUGGACUCCAUAGCUGCAACAAAAACUAGAGUAGAAGAACUUAGAAGAAUUGUGGAAGAUCAAAGGGCUAGGAAAGAUAAAUAUGCUGCAAUAUUAUCUCAACAAUCUGAAGCUUUGGCAGCAUAUGAAGAAAAGCAUGAUGAGGGCACUGAACAUAGAGAACAAAUAGAAGAAGCCAUAUCAUGGUUCAAUAAGAACCUUGGUUUCUGGAUAGAAUCUGGACAUGGUGUAAAAUUUAUAUUCUCUAACAUUAAUGUCAAGAAUCCUAUUGAGCAAUACUUCUUCACCGUUCGACAUGAGAAUGAUAUUUACACUUGUAAAUUUUUGGAGGCAUUGACCCUUGCCGGUAGUGCUAAUGAAAUAAAACCGAAGGAGGAUGCGUCUUAUGAUUCUCCAGGAAUUUUUCCUCAAGCUACCUCUAUUGAUCAGGACUCUUCCAUAAUCUCUGUAUCUGCCCCAGUUUCUUCAGUUUCGACUGACAGAAGUGAAUCUCUAGCCAAGACAACAGAGCUUCAACUUGGAGAAAACAACACAGUUUCCAGGAAAGUUAACCAUGGCAGAGGUGGUAAACUGGCAAUUCUGUCUCCCGGUUCUGCUUCAUCACUUCGCCGAUCCCCACGCUUUAAGGUAUUGCUAUAA